GUUUUUUAAUAAUGAGCAAAGCAUCGCGGCCGUUAAAGAGAAAAAUUAGCCCUGACAACAAGAACUCACGACGUCCUCGAUUAAACACAUCUGCACCUCCACGCAUUCCUGUUCGUCCGACUCUAGCAAGCAGUCGUUCCUCUACACCCGAACCCAAAAAGACAGUGACAACAAAGAGGGUGCCUAGUUGGGAUACUCGAGGACAGAUGAAUCAAUUACAGACUAAGCUGGAAGAGACAGGGAAUGAAGUGGAUGAAAUUGAAAAAUUACAACAUGAUUUACAAUCCUCAGUUCAAGAUCAAGACUCGAUUCUACAAGAAGCAAAACAAAAAGUGGCAGAUUUGGAAAACACACUUCAUGUAAGAAAAGCAAAACGUAAAUCUAUCUUACUUGACUGUUUUAUUAUAGGCCAAUAAAGCGCGUCAUGAAGA
Molecule: messenger RNA, 431 nt
Organism: Rhizopus microsporus ATCC 52813
Lineage: Eukaryota; Fungi; Mucoromycota; Mucoromycetes; Mucorales; Rhizopodaceae
Exons: 2
Coding region: 12-416 (134 amino acids)
Source: RefSeq, a predicted model, not a curated record